Wallemia mellicola CBS 633.66 is the source of this 195-nucleotide messenger RNA. RefSeq lists its product as hypothetical. The transcript has 2 exons. The coding region runs from base 1 to 195 and encodes 64 amino acids. Gene Ontology annotation, molecular function: protein phosphatase inhibitor activity. Gene Ontology annotation, biological process: regulation of signal transduction. The record is from RefSeq and is a predicted model, not a curated record. NCBI's taxonomy places the organism in Eukaryota, Fungi, Basidiomycota, Wallemiomycetes, Wallemiales, Wallemiaceae.
AUGACCCAGCGACCAAAAUCGAUUCUAAAAAACACGCAAGGGGAUAAUUCUCAGAAGGAGGAUCAUGGACUUACUUGGGAUGAAGAGAAUAUCGCAGUAACCGAGUCCCAGAAAGACUCGACGAUGAAAGUUACAGAACCAAAAACACCCUACGUCAAAUACAACGCAGAAAGUGAGCCACAUGGAGUUGAUUAG